Molecule: messenger RNA, 1634 nt
Organism: Bacillus rossius redtenbacheri
Lineage: Eukaryota; Metazoa; Arthropoda; Insecta; Phasmatodea; Bacillidae
Exons: 4
Coding region: 173-700 (175 amino acids)
Cellular component (GO): BLOC-1 complex
Source: RefSeq, a predicted model, not a curated record
ACUGGCGGGUGCAGGUCGGGCUCUGGGGUGGUCGUCGGCCAGACGACGUCAAACUUAUACCAUGGAUAUACAUUAAAAUAUGAAUAUACAUUCUACUCACUUCGUGUUCUAGGCUUGUUGCAGUGCGGUUCAUUUAUUUUUGACAAUUGUGUUCAAAAAUUAAAAUUAAUAAAUGAAUAGGAAGCCGUAUAUGGUUUUGGGCGAAGCCUCUGAAUCUGAUAGUGAAGAGGAAAUAAAUGCAACCGAGACGCAGCCGGUGGUGCGAUCCAGCAAUCCUAAAGGCGUUGUAAUCGCAGGGGAGGCUGCAGAGUCUGAUGAAGAGUUCGAAGAUGGCGGAAGUGUGAGUAGCGCAGCCAGUGUAGCGUCUGUUCCCGCCCUGACUUCGGGCAGCAAGGGCGUGGGUGCGACUAAACACGCUAGAGGAAGCGAUGUUGUCUACAAUACAUUGCUCCACCGAAAACUACGAGAGCGGAACGUGUCGCUGCACCGGAACGUGAGGGACUUCGUCCAGCAGACGGCUGCGUCGGCCGAGCGGGACCUCGGCGUGGCCAAUCAGCAACUCCUGCAGUCCCAGGUGACGCUGCAGGAGGCGGCCACGACCAUCCACGCGCUGCGCGGCAGCCUGCUGCAGCUGAGCGCGAAGCUGCACGAUGUUGCCUCUGCCCCCUUCCUGCCCAACAUCCUCACUCCCGCGCACUGAGCCCCCCCCUCCUGUCCUCCUUGGCGGGAGACCGCUCAAACGCAACUGCUUCUGCGUGCGUCAUCACAACGUCUGCAUAUAUACUGGCUCGGCGCUUUGCGAAGCUUCUCGAAUGCUACUGAAAUUUUUCGACUUGAAAUAAUCACGGAGUUAAUUUGUUUUUAAGAUCCAUCAAAUAGCAAUGAGAAUAUCGGUUGGUCAUAUUAUGUUUAUUAAAAAGGAGACUUGCUUAAAUGUGUUGUGUGAAUGCCUGCUGACACAGUAGUCAACCAUGUAUCUGGUCACGAAGUACAUCAAGAAUGUCUUACCACACUUGUACAAGUUUUUAGUCUUAGACUUUCGUUUCAGUGGAACCGGGUUUGAAUCCUAGGCCAGUCUGCCUGAUUUGUUCUCCAUGUUCCUACAAAAUGACUCCAGCUGUUAGCCCUGUCCCAGUGCCUCGGUCUGUGUGGUUGCCGUCUCUCAAGCCAGCGCUACACUAUACCCAUUUCUUUGGCAGUUUCAGUACCUAUUAUGUAUUUAUUAGUGCACCUGCUCUCGUGUAGGUAACAUUUCAGCACCCUUCCAAGGGGUCUGCUCUGGGUAUAAAAGUUUAGUCGUCAAGAUGGCAGACCCAUAAACUAGUAUAUAGUUCCUUUUGCAAAUAUUGGGGGAUGUAACAAAUGUAAUGGUAUGCCAAAUUAAACUUUUUGAUAUUAAAACUACCCUGGAAUAUAUUUGGUAUACUAAAAUAGUCAUAGAAAGAUGUAAUGGCAAGUUUUAAAAUACGCAGUGAAAAUGCAUUACAGUGUUAAUAACAUGUAGUCUCCACCUUAAAGUAUGUAAGUCUCAGUAGUGCAGUGGCAAAGUGCAUGGUUUUGGUGCUCGGGGGUAAUUUGUGAUGUGGUCCAAAACCUAGUCACUACAAAAACUUUUAUAAUUUUUUUUUUUUUUU